GGAGCGCGCACGGAAGACGCGCGCCGCCGGAGAGGCGGGGGCGCGCAUGGAAUAAGCGGGUGCCGCGCCUGGCUCCGGCCUGCUGCUGUCUGCUGCUGGCGGUGAUCGGGUGAAGAUGGCGCCGGGCGGAUGGAAAUCCUAAUGACAGUCUCCAGGAUCGCUUCUAUCUGUACCAUGGGCGCCAAUGCCUCGGCUUUAGAGAAAGAGAUUGGUCCGGAACAGUUUCCAGUGAAUGAGCACUAUUUUGGUUUAGUAAAUUUUGGGAACACCUGCUACUGCAACUCUGUCCUACAAGCACUUUAUUUUUGCCGUCCUUUCCGGGAAAAAGUUCUGUCCUACAAAAGCCAACCUAGAAAGAAGGAGAAUCUUCUGACCUGCUUAGCUGACCUCUUCCACAGCAUAGCCACACAAAAGAAGAAGGUCGGUGUGAUCCCUCCAAAGAAGUUUAUUACCCGGUUACGCAAAGAAAAUGAACUUUUCGACAACUACAUGCAACAGGAUGCUCACGAGUUUUUAAACUAUCUGCUCAACACGAUAGCGGAUAUUUUGCAAGAAGAGCGAAAACAAGAGAAACAAAACGGGCGAAUACCAAACGGGAGCAUCGACAAUGAGAACAAUAACAGCAUGCCAGACCCCACCUGGGUUCACGAGAUCUUUCAGGGAACUUUAACAAACGAAACCAGAUGUCUUACCUGUGAGACGAUAAGCAGUAAAGAUGAGGACUUUUUAGAUCUUUCCGUUGAUGUUGAACAAAAUACAUCGAUUACUCAUUGUUUAAGGGGUUUUAGCAACACAGAAACCCUCUGUAGUGAAUACAAGUAUUACUGUGAAGAAUGUCGCAGUAAACAGGAAGCACACAAAAGGAUGAAAGUAAAAAAGCUUCCUAUGAUUUUAGCUCUCCAUCUAAAGAGGUUCAAAUACAUGGAUCAGCUGCAUCGAUAUACAAAGCUCUCAUACAGAGUUGUGUUUCCUUUAGAGCUACGGCUUUUUAACACAUCGGGCGAUGCCACCAACCCAGACAGAAUGUAUGAUCUCGUAGCUGUGGUUGUCCACUGUGGAAGUGGUCCAAACAGAGGACAUUAUAUUGCAAUAGUGAAGAGUCAUGAUUUUUGGCUGUUGUUCGAUGAUGACAUUGUAGAGAAGAUUGAUGCACAAGCUAUUGAAGAAUUCUACGGGUUGACAUCGGACAUCUCCAAGAACUCUGAAUCUGGGUAUAUUCUCUUCUACCAGUCUCGAGACUAAAUGAGAACUGUGACAAAGACAUACAUUCUGCCUCACUUCUUCUCUGGACACUUGGAAUGAGGAGAAAGCACUGAUAUAUAUAUCUAUGUCUAGAUAUAUGUAUAUAUAAAUAUAACAAACUAGAGACAGGAGGAAAAAAAUGAAAUGAGGAGAAGUGGGAGCUCAGGGGGGGGCAUUAGCGCAGUUUGCACACGCUGAAGCAAAGAACACGGAUAAAGGAGACAAAGAUACUCAUAUCACGAUAAUUGAUUAAUUUGCUCUCAGGAAUCACGCUCACUAUACAGUCCCAUCACUACUACUUAUACUGCUAAAUGAGAACAGAGACGGUCGCUACUAUAGUUGGGUCGGACUUCCAGUCAUUGAUUAUAGUCAUUUUUUUUAAAUGUUAUUUUAGCUAGCUGUAAGAGUUGUGGAGGACUCUUGCAGACGUGGACAGGAGCCUGUGCGUUGUCACACAGACCCCCCGUCACAGCAAGCAGAAGUGAAAGAAAGACAUGCUAAAUUCUAAAAAAAUAAUAAAAAAAAUAAAAAGUAGUUACAAAAAAAAGUUAUAGAGAAAAAAUAUAUAUUUAUAUAUAUUUGCGCCCAGCAACCGCAAUUGCCUUUCUUAGAGAGGAGAGAAUGACGCAUUGGAAUCUUUUAGUCCUUUAAAUGCCUGGAGAAACUUAGUGUAGGCACGGAUGAUAACAUUGGGAACAAUAUCCGGCAUCUGUUAUUCCCCCUGUUGUUUGGGGGAGCUGCUGGUUUAUCAAGAAGUAUCUUUCAUUUAAUUUCGCUGUCACAGAUGUUGGCUUUCUUUAGCAUCUGCAAUUGGCUAAAAGAAAAAAAUCAUCAUUGCUUCUAGAAACAAAAUAUAUUCUUCACUAACUUGUAAAUUUGUAAUGUGUUUAAUUUAUUGAUCAGAGAAUGCCGGUCUUGUACAACCAGAGGAACAUGACACACAGUCGUGAUAUGCAACACAAAUAAAUACACAGAGAGAAUUCAGUGGGAUAUUAUAUGGAGAGUAACAAAGAUGAUGGAAAACGAUUCACUGUUUAGUAACGUGUGCUUUGUUUAAGAUUGUUUUAUUUAAAUGACUUACCUUUUAAUUGCAAGAUGCUAAUAUGAUGCUUUAUUGAUUACUGAAUACAGGCGUUGUCAACCUUCAUUACUCCAGCUUCUGGCUAAAUGCUGUCACGUUUCUUAGCCAGCCAUUGGCAGACAGAACAGGGGGAAUGCCGUUUUCUAUGGCCGGAGUGUUUAAGGUUCCCUACCACCUGUGUUUUUGAGUAUGUACGAUGCUGGCGCAUGUUGGGGAACGUAUUUGAAAUUACGCCACGUUUUUGCAGUGUGUUCCGUUUUUCCCAGGACAUUUCUUUAUAACAAAUAUAAAGAAUAGCUAAUAAAGAAUUUCCAAAUUUUAAUUUUCGUUUUAGGAUAAGAUGUACUAUAGUAAUGACCACACCACAUAGUUUCCAGAGUAUGAAAUGUCAUGUAUUUUUUUUCUUUUCGUGUGUACCUGUUUUCAUUCAUGCCUCUUGUGUAUUGUCUGACAGUGACUGAAUGUAACUGGAAAAGUGGGUGAAUGUGUUGCUAAAGUGUUGGCAAUUGAGCUUUGUCAUCCUGCUUUACCGUUCUUUUAUUUCCAUAGUGUGGUGAGACUUUAAACCAUAGUUUUUUAAAGAUUGUAAAUAAAUCCUAUUUAGGCCUAUUUGAGAAUAGAAGGCCGUAUUUACUAAAGAAAACAUUUUCUACCAUAAGUUAACCGUGAAGUCAGUUGGCUGUAAGAUAGUAUGACUGGAUAGUAAAUAUAGGUCACUGCUGCUAUUCACAUGCUUUAUAAACUAGCGUUAAACACUUUUAUUGGCUCAGGAACAAUCCCUGUAAGUUUCUGGUUCAAUAAGUCACUUAGAUUACAUAGAGCCUUUAGCCCAGGUAAUGCUGAGAGGGGCCAGUUACCAGUUUUGCGAAGUCUGCGACAAUCCUCCAUUUACACAGUGAUAAUAUUCCACAUGCUCUAAAACAUACAAAACCUUGGCUUUUCUGCCUUCUUACACUUUUUUUUUUUUUAUUGCAGAUUUUCUUUGCCUUGUUAAAAUCAGUUCAUUAUUUUAGUAGAGUAAAUCCAGACUGUUGUUUAAAUACAAGAUGCUUGUAUAACGGUGUGGGGCUGUGUGACCGGCGCUGGGGAUACCUGUGGUCAGCAUACCGAUCCAGGCAGCAGAAUGCCGGAGGGGGGGGCAAGCCCUUUGCCCCUGCAUUCGCCACAGGUGUCAGUCGGCAUGGUAAGUGGGUGGGAUCCCGGCGUCGGCAUGGUGACUGCCGGGAUUCUGAGCGCCGGUCACAUGACCGGAUCCCUGUGUAACACAGAACUUGUCAAUUUGUUCUCUGCUGUGCUGUUAAGUGGCUACUAAAUAAUCUAAUGCACUCUAAAGUUGUCUUGUAUAAAAGAUAUAUAUAUAUAUAUAUAUAUAUAUAUAUAUAUAUAUAUAUAUAUAUAUACACACACACACACACACACAGACACUAUGAAGACAACAGUGAUUGGACACAGACAGUUAAUAGAUUAACAAGAUUUUAUUGGCCUCAGUACUUUGCAGUUCAGCCAAGUAAGGUAAUUACUCCAUACACCCUUCUUGGCAUACUGUCCAGAAGGGUGUAUGUUGGGCCAUACCACCUUAAGGGCAGUGACCAACUGUGACACAAGGUAGAGUCAGCCUAGAAUGCACCCAGAGGUUCUCAGUUGGGUUAAGACCUGGACUCUGAGCUGGCCAGUCCAUCCAGGUUACUAAAUUUUCUGUAUACCAGUCCAGCGCCACCCUAGAAACAUGACAGGUGGCAUUGCCGACCUCCUAAAAAAAAAAUAUGUAUUGAUUCCAUAGAACUGCCACAGUGUAGGGAGCGCAGAGUUAUCAAGAACAUCUCUAUACUUCUCAGAGUUAAUGACCAUGCAUUACAACUAGUGGACCCAUGCCAACCAGCUGAAACAGCCCCACAGCAUAGCGCCGCCACCUCCAUGCUUUAUUGUAGGUACUGUACACUCUGGCAUCAGACGUUUUCCUGGCAGUUACCAAAUCCAAACACAUUCAUCUGAUCUGAAAAGUGUAAACCACGAUUAGUCACUCUAUUACACUGUCCGCCAUUGUUGUGAUUAGAAGUUUAUAAGCAGAUGGCCGCACAUAAUAUCCAAGUGCAUGGGUUUCCCUAAAAGUGUUCUUGUCGAAACCGUCACAUUAGUGGCUAUUUGGAACUCGUGUACAAUAGUAUGCAAGCUCCCUGGUUAGCACCCUUUAGUCCCAGGGUUGCAGUUUCAGGGGUCUUACAGGGAGAGGUGUAUUUAGGAAUCCUCCUAACAUCUGUAAUGCUACUCAUACCUUUGAUCAAGCAGCCUAAGACAAUCCCCUUUUCUAAAUUGGUUAGCUCCUUACGGCAAGCCAUUUCAUUAGCAAAUAAUCUAAUCAGUGCCCUUUUACCAAUUUUAUACCUUCACAAACACGUGUCUGCAGCAGGAGCACACCAUUUUGCUUGCGCAGGGGUGUCCAAUCACUUUUGUGUACAGUGUGUGUGUGUGUGUAUAUAUAUAUAUAUAUAUAUAUAUAUAUAUAUAUAACUUGAAGUGUUUGACACUACAUUUGUUGUGCAGCUAAUCAGAACAGUGCUCUUUCACAUAACAUGACUUUUAAUGCAAACAACUUUCUCCUAUAUGUAAUUGAUAUUAUCAAUACUAUAAUGAUAGUUGUGUGUUAGUGUUUUUUGUACUUAAGGUGGGGUCUCGCCUUGAACACUGGUCAGCUUUAAUAAUGUGCAGUUUAUAUCGGCAGAUGUACUAAGCCUUUGACGGCGGGAUGUACUAAGCGGAAAAUGUGGUAAUCCCUGUUUACCGCAUUUUCCUAAUGUACUAUCCCCCGGCAGCCAGGUCAGCGCCGCGGAGGGGUUCGCCAGCUUUUACUGGCGAUACCCCAUAGAAGCCUAUAGGCUUCUUUCCGCAGCCAUGUGUGAGGGAUACGAUUGGAUCCCUCCCAGCAUGCCCCGCGGCUGCCCCUCAUCAUUCUGCACAUGCACAGAAUGACACAGGCGGCCUUAACCCGGAAGUCAGGCAGACGCCGGGGAUUGCAAAGGAAAGCUCUUAUCGGAAGAGCUGUCCUUCGCAAUACUAAGCGCAUAUGUAAGUAUAUAUGAGCUUAGCAUCGUGACGAUGUGCGGCGAUGCCACAUAGCUUCUCUCUCUCAGGGCGGGAUGUACUAUCUGCCAAUCAGCUCCUAACUGUCAUAUUACAUGUUGUGUUUGAAAAAUGGCAGUUAGGAGCUGAUUGGUACUUUAUCUUUCUCCACGUUAUCUCUCUCCAGGACAUCUGCCUCUUAAUAUUUCAGCGUGUGUCAAAUUAAUAACAUAUUGUAUAGUCACACCAGGAAAAUACAUUCAAAAUGUUGGAUCAUUUGGAUUACCCACACAGUAUGUGGAGACUAAUUUUCUGGACUGUGACCUUUAAAUAUUUGUAAAUCUUUUCUACAAACAAACUUUUAUUGAGCAUACACUGUAUAAUACACAGCAUAGAGGAAUACGGACAGUGUAUUGUGCUAGAAAUUUUUAUUUCAGUUCCUACAUAACAUAAAUUCAUUUAGAUACAUGCACUUCUGUCAUUAUUUUGUGUUAUACUGUAGCCAUAGUUUGAAGUAAAGGCUUAUGUUGUGUGGUUCAAAAUGGCCGCCUGAUGCUAUUUGUUCAAACAGCUCGAAUCCUGCUCAGUACCAUAGUUACAAUGCCACUAUGGAUUUAUUUUUUUUAAAUUAACUGACAGUUUUUUGUUUUCCUAAAGCAUAGUUUUAUUUAUAAAAUUAAAAAGCCAAGGUUUGUUAUCGGACAUGUUUUAUAGUUUAACAGUGAGAGUACACAUUUAUUUUUGUUAAGUGAUGAUAGGAUUUUUUUUUACUUCAUAUUUGCAGCCCAUUUCAUAAAUGUCUGUUUUGUACGAAUUAUGAGGUGAUGGUUCUGAAUAAAUUAAUUUUUACUUCUAGUGCAGCUGAAUAUAAAAUUCUUGAAAUUUAGCAAUUUAUAAAAAAAUAAUAAUUAAGAUAAUUAUAUUAACCAAGCAAAAUGACCAACAUAUGAAGCAUUAUAGAAAUAUUUUUUAGGGGUAGUCAAGAUGGGGGAAUUUUCAGUUGUAAAUAGUGGAUCUGAUUGCUGUGUAACUAUAUAAUUGUUGAUUUGAACAGCAGUUCAUUAUUUUGUAUAUUGGAAACAAGAAUUUUAUUAAAUAAUGUAUGUUAUUUGUUAACAUACUAGAUGUAUUAAACAAACUAUAAAUUAUAAAACGUUGCACUUUUGAUACAGAUUUAUAGAUGUUUGGCGGGUGUAUUAAAGGGCUUGCUUGAAAUAACCUGUUGUGGUGUUAUGAUUUCCUGUUCUAAAGAAAUAAAAGUGUAAACAACACAAA
Messenger RNA from Pseudophryne corroboree (corroboree frog), 6655 nucleotides. RefSeq names its product ubiquitin specific peptidase 12 (gene USP12). The transcript is spliced from 9 exons. NCBI's taxonomy places the organism in Eukaryota, Metazoa, Chordata, Amphibia, Anura, Myobatrachidae. Bases 130 to 1242 code for a protein of 370 amino acids. Gene Ontology annotation, biological process: protein deubiquitination. Gene Ontology annotation, molecular function: cysteine-type deubiquitinase activity. The record is from RefSeq and is a predicted model, not a curated record. Gene Ontology annotation, cellular component: cytosol; nucleus.